Molecule: messenger RNA, 1147 nt
Organism: Pseudogymnoascus destructans
Lineage: Eukaryota; Fungi; Ascomycota; Leotiomycetes; Thelebolales; Thelebolaceae
Exons: 2
Coding region: 428-661 (77 amino acids)
Source: RefSeq, a predicted model, not a curated record
UUACGCUAUCUAAUGGGCCUACGUAUAUAUUUGUAGGCUUCGUGGGCAAGCCCAAGACCCUAACAAGAAGGGCGUUGGCGCCCAAUAUGUGAUAGGAUUCGGUGGCUGCAUACGGUUAUGCACCACCACCGAACCUGUGAGCUAAUCCGGGAACCAGGCGGUCAGAAUGCUGGAAACCCGAUUUCCAGGGCCAAAUGGCCACCGUAGCCCAUAGCCCACGUUCUAUUCCCGCCGUACCAUGUGCCAACCGUGGAUAGUCUUUCUAAGACUAGCUAAGUGCCCAAUGGUAGUCUACCAUCAACCACAUCUCUACCAUUGGUAGAGAUGUGGUUGAUGGCAGAGAUGAUAAGUGCUCGAGGAUGGAGAUGUGCUUGAUAGCAGAGAUGAUAAGUGCUCUGGUUACGCUAGUGCAUCAGGCUAUGGUUCAAUGACCUUUCUUUCUAAACCUUUCACCUUCAUGCAACUAGCGACCAGGUGGAGCGCCUCCUACGAUCCGGUCUCAAACGAAAGCUCUUUGGCCGUACCAAUAAAAUUUGUGCACGCUGCAGAAAACAACAUCCAGUGGAUUGUCUUCGAGCUGGUCCAGAAGUUCCGCGGCCCCAGAACUGGCAAAUUCCACGCCAUCGCUUGGUGGUCAGCCCGAUGGCCCAUCGACUUCUGAGGACACAGAAUCUUCGUCGUCCGAGUCACCACAGCCACCCACCCGUCGACGAUUAGUGUCCCGACGUCGCAUGCUGGCCUAUAUGUCUUAUGAGUAGCCUGUCCGGUCCAUGCUCAAGCAUAAUGACCCGCUCAUGGGGACCGCCGAUGGUGUCGGCAAUGAGCAAAUCAUACAGCCGCUCGAUCGCUACAAUCACCACGAUCUCGCUAUAUCUUAAGCAAGUCCAACGUUCGCCAUCUACCACCACGCAGCGCCGUGUAGCUCUCAGCCAAGUUGAGCCCGUAGGAAUUCCCACGAAAUAACGCGUCAUCCCGAUUGAUUCAUUCCUAGCCGUUUCACGACGCAUUCCGUAAAACACAAUGGCGCCGUGUCUCUAAAAUGUGGAGUAGGACGUCCUACUAUGCACAAAAUUUCCAUUUUAUUCUACGAAUCACGCAAAUUACAAGAUAUCACCAACCUCUCUUCAUAGGUUUUCAAUCUAAUCCA